UCAUUGAUGGUGGUACAUCAUGAUGUUACCAUCAAGGUUAAGGAGAAGUAGAGUGAAAAGUACCUUUAUUUCUGUGUUGCAAGUAAACCAGAUAAACCAGUGACGAAAUCAAAGCAUGAACAAACAACGUUUGGUCUGGUCUUGCUCGAUUUGUUUAUUUUUCUACCAGUUUAUAAAAAUGAAGCAGUGACAUUUUGGACAAGCUGCAGAUGAGAUGAAGGAAUGGCUGACUCCCUGGGACUGCAGCAAUCAGCAAAUGUGUUGUGAUAAAUGUGCAACUCUUCAGGUCCUCUUGAACUUCUUCCUCAACAGUAUUUCUCUGUCACAUUUAAGAUAUGAGACAAAAAUAACAUCAAGAUUUGGAGAGGCUGUCCAAGGAACUGAAUUAAUACCGUUCAUCUGGUCUUUAUUUAGGUGGUGAAUCUUUGUGCCAGUGUCAAAAUGGCAUGAGGAAAAAGUGGAGUAACUCGUACCACCCAGAAGUUUAUUUUCUACUAACACCAUAUGCUGAUGUGGUUUAUUCCUCUUAUACCAUAGCAAACAUUUCAUUUACUAAAGAGUGACACUAUCACUUAUCACAUAUGUUAUACCAGCUACAAACUGUCGCUCCCUCACCAGCCCCCUCUUUCUUCUCUCUUGUUAAUGAGAGAGUUUGUUAAAACUAAAAAGUACAAUUUACUCUGUCCUGACAGCUUUCCCUUGUUGGGAAAACUGACUGUACAGUGUGCUGACAUUGGAGACUCCUUCCAUAAAUGUUAAACAUCUACUUUCAAGAACAACAACAACUAAUCACAUGUACACUUAAGUACAGUGAACUUCCUCUCUGCAUUUAACCCAUCUCAAGCAGUGAAAACACACGUGAGCAAUGAGCACACACCCAAAGCAGUGGACAGCCAUGCUACAGUGCCUGGGGAGCAGUUGAGGGUUAGGUGCCUUGCUCAAGGGUACUUCAGCCCAAGGCUGCCCCAUGUUAACCUAACCGCAUGUCUGGACUGUGGGGGAAACUAGAGCAUCCAGAGGAAACCCACACAGAUACACAGAGAACAUGCAAACUCCACACAGAAAGCCCCCUCACAGCCACUCACCCUAUCAUAAUUUAUGUGCUUUUGUUUGUAAAAUAACAAUACAUUUAAGUAUCUUAGAGUCCAACCCAUCUCCUUAGGCUGUAGAUCAAUGAUCGAUUUUGUUGUCGUGUCCUCAGAUCUGCGAUUGUAUGUCUUGGACACUCGGUUGAAGAUAGGAGCUGAGCUCUAAACUGAUCACCACCUGGUGAUGAGUUGGAGCAUGGUGGGCAGACCCAGUACCCCCAAACUUCAUGCAUAACCAGAGCAAGCACUUGGUUUGUGUUGCAUGCAAUAAGUCUUUCCUGGUGGGUGUUGGUCUCCGCCAGGGCUGCCCUUUGUCACCGAUUCUGUAUGCAAGUUUUAUGGACAGAAUUUCUAGGUGUUGCCAAGGGGUGGAGAAUGUCCUGAUCAGAGGGCUCAGGAUUGCAUCAUUGCUUUUUGCAGAUGAUGUGGCCCUGUUGGUUUCAUCAAAUCGUGACCUCCAGCUUGAACUGGGACAGUUUGCAGCCAAGUGCGAAGCGGCUGGGAUGAGAAUCAGUGCAUCCAAAUCUGAAGCCAUGGUUCUAAGAUAAAAAGGGUGAAUUCCCCACUCCGGGUUAAGGAUGAGUCCUUACUUCAUGUGCAGCUUCCGCAAUGAUGCGGAAGCUGUACUGGUCUGUCGUGGUGAAGAGAGAGCUGAGCUAAAAGGCAAAGCUAUUGGUUGAAACACUUUCCUACCUUCACCUAUGGCCAUGAGCUGCAAGUAGUGGCCGAAAGAACAAGAUCGUGGAUACAAGCCACAGAAGUGAGCUUUCUCUGAAGGGUGUCUGGGCUCACCCUUAGAGACAGGGUGAGGAUCUCAGACAUUUGGGAGGGGUUCAGAAUAGAGCGGCUUGAAAGGAGCCAGCUGAGGUGGUUCAGGCAUCUGUCUUGGAUGCCUCCUAGGUGAGGUGUUCUGGACAUGCCCAAAUGGUAGGAGACACCAGGGCAGACUUGGGAAAUGCUGGAAAGAUUAUAUCUCUGAAUUGGCUUGUGAAAGCCUUGGUGUCCCUCUGGUUUGUACUGUCAACUCACAGAAAGCAGGUUCUAGGUUUGAACCUGUUGGUUGACUGGGGGCUUUCUGCGUGGAGUUUGCACCUUUUCCUCGUGCCUGCAUGGGUUUCUUGCGGGUGCUCUGUUUUUUCCCCACAAUUUAAAGACAUGCAGAUUAGGUCAACUGGCUCCUCUAAAUUGCCCAGAGGUGUGUGUGUUAAUGGCUGUUUGUCUCUGUGUUAGCCCCAUUAAAACCUGUCCAGGGUGUUUCCUGUUUGUCACCCAAUGUCAGCUAGGAUUGACUCCAGCUUCCCCCAUGAUCGGCAAAUGAUAAGUGGCAUAGAAAAUGAAUUAAUGAUGAACCUUAAUGUAUUUUUGUCAGGAACAGAAGGGGUUUAAAAAAAAAAGAGGUAGAAAAAGUUUGAGAGCAAAACUUGCCAUCCUCUCCAGAAGGUGGUGCUGAGACUACUAAUCAGCAUUAGAGUCAGCUGUUAUGAAGUGCCAGAGGAAGAAAACUCCCUGCACAUGCAAUGAUAAUUGGGCAGUAAGUCAAACCUGUCAGUAAUUAACUACGAGUUUACACUUAGUAUAGCAGGGAGAGUAUUGCACUAUCCUUUUAAAACAUCCUUUUCUCCAUUAUGUAGGAGCAUGACUAGUGUGCGAAGAAUAAUUCCCUCUGGGGACAACAUAUGUUUAUUUUGUUUAGGUUGUUUAAACAAUCCUGUGGUUUUAAGGUGUUACCACAGGUUGUGUAAAAGCUGUGUACAAAGUUACUGGGAGAUAACGCAGUCUCUGAAAUGUCCUGUUUGUUUAAGAGAGACAUUGUGUAAGGUGUCUUUACAAAAUGUGAGUUCUGAGAUAUCAGGAUCGAACAGUGGAAAUCUCAUUUUGGGAAACACAGAAAGUAAAAUGAAGCAGCCCAGAAGAUGCAGAUUAAAGGAUGAACAGCUUUCAAAAAUUGAGAAGAAAAUGCUUUCUUCUCAUUUGAGAUCCAGUGCAAAAAAAGCUUCCAAUGACUUAUCAAACACAAGUAUGGAUGCGAAACCCCAAACUCCAAGUGCCCCAUCUUCUUUAAUAGCCUUGAGAGUCAAUCUGUGCUCUGUGUGUGGCAAAAGUUUUGAAAGCAAAUCAGCCCUUAAAACCCAUCAGACAUCCCACUCCAUAGAGCGGCCAUAUGAGUGUUCCACCUGUGGAAAGCAAUAUACUCAGAAGAAGGAACUUAGUUUGCAUCAGCGGCUACAUACAAAUGAGGGGUUACUCCAUUGUGCCUAUUGCCAAAAGAAGUUCACAAGGAAAAGAGACCUGAUGAGCCACGAAAGAAGCCACACCGGAGAGAAGCCUUUCACCUGUUUUUUGUGUGGGACUAGCUUUGGGAGAAAAGGCACGCUAAAACUGCACAUACAGCGACACAAGGGAAUCAAAGUGUACCAGUGUGACCAAUGUGGCAUGUCUUUCCAUACAUCGGCAGAUUUGAGGGUACACAAGGUAAGACACACAGGAGAAAAGCCCUUCGCUUGCCAUCAGUGUGAUAAGAGAUUUGUUCUGAAGGGUCAUCUAGAUGCUCAUUUGCGCAAACAUGCAGGAGACGCACCCUAUAGUUGCUCAGUAUGUGGGAAGGCUUUUAAGUGGAAGCAGAGCCUUACCAUCCACCAACUAACGCAUCAGGAUGAACGGCCAUUUAAAUGCCCAGAGUGUGACAGUAGCUUCAGAAGAGCCCACCAUCUCAAGUCGCACCAGAUGAUCCACUCAAGUGACAUGCCAUACAAAUGCAGUCAUUGUGGCAAAGCUUUCAAGUAUCGGAAUUCGCUUAAGACUCAUGAACGCAUUCAUACAGGUGAAAAGCCCUACAGCUGUGAUCAGUGUGGGAAGAAUUUUGUAUCAUCAGGUGAGCUCAGUGUCCAUCGACGAGUCCACUCAGAACAAAGAAACUACAAGUGCUCCGAGUGUGAGAAGGCUUUUCGAUACAGGCCAUCCUUGAAGGUCCACCAAAGAACGCAUACUAAGGAGAGACCGUACCAUUGCCGUGAAUGCGGCAAAAGCUUUUUUGCUUCCUCCCAUCUCCGAGUUCAUGAAGAAACGCACAAAAAUGAGCGGCGCCACCGUUGCACAGUGUGUGGUCAGGGUUUUAACUGCUCCAGCACUCUGAGGUCCCACCAGUUGACCCAUUUGACCAGGAUGGAGUUCCAUUGUGAUGAUUGUGGGAAGACUUUCAUCCGUAAAGAUACCUUUAAAACUCACCAACAGCUCCAUACAGGGGCCAGAGUCUACAACUGCUCAGAGUGCGGAAACAGCUUUAGCAGCUCCAGCAAUUUACAUCGACAUAUGCAAAACCACAAAGCAAAGAUAAUGUAUCACUGCAGUGAUUGUGAGAAGAGUUUCAGUAGUGCAGCAUACCUGAGGAAGCACCAGCUAGCUGUGCAUGCAGCAGAGAGUCCGUACGUCUGUGCAGAGUAAGGGGAAAGCUUUGAUAGUGCUGGGACAUUCUAGCUGAAAUACUGAAGAGGUCCAUGCAACAUGGGAAUGACCUGAAUUUUUAUUCAAAAAAGGACAAACCUAUCUAUUGCAGAAUGCCAACAAGUAGGGGAAGAGACUUAUCAGGAAUAAGCUUUUCAUCUAAUGUCCCCCCCCCCCCUUGUCAAUGUAAGAUUUGGCUAAUGAUUGUUAUUCCUCUCAAGUAGUUACAAUCUGUUUUGCCUAGACAUUUUUUCUUUCCCAUUUCAAUGUCAUUCCCCUCCCCUUCAGGUUUGUACUUGGUGUGCAGUGAUGAUUUUUUUUUUUCAUGUCAAAUGGUGAAUUCAUAAAAUAAAUUUAAUUUCCACAUAC
Messenger RNA from Neoarius graeffei (lesser salmon catfish), 4898 nucleotides. RefSeq lists its product as uncharacterized. The transcript is spliced from 3 exons. Gene Ontology annotation, biological process: regulation of transcription by RNA polymerase II. Gene Ontology annotation, molecular function: metal ion binding; DNA-binding transcription factor activity; RNA polymerase II cis-regulatory region sequence-specific DNA binding. The record is from RefSeq and is a predicted model, not a curated record. NCBI's taxonomy places the organism in Eukaryota, Metazoa, Chordata, Actinopteri, Siluriformes, Ariidae. The coding region runs from base 2724 to 4529 and encodes 601 amino acids.